Tachysurus vachellii is the source of this 1393-nucleotide messenger RNA. RefSeq names its product cilia and flagella associated protein 276 (gene cfap276). The transcript is spliced from 5 exons. The record is from RefSeq and is a predicted model, not a curated record. Bases 282 to 758 code for a protein of 158 amino acids. NCBI's taxonomy places the organism in Eukaryota, Metazoa, Chordata, Actinopteri, Siluriformes, Bagridae.
UGAACCUCUAUCUUGACCGCAGUGGCUGAAAAUCCGAGAUGGGGGUUUGUGAAAGAUUCUACUCAGCUGGACAGGAAUGAAAUAGGUCUUUUUACAUUGGGUUUAAAGAAGUUAUGCUUUAAAAAAAAUUAUACUGAAGCAGUUAACCACAAAGCGGCACUGCUGAGAAUAGUUUUUUAUUUUUACGACUAAAUCUCGUAGCAACGGUUGACAUGACAACGACGCAAACCUGAAGUUGGAUGCUAACCGUUUAUUUCUGCCUUUAGAGGAAAAGCAUAACAAUGUCGCGAGACCCUUUUCCUUUCCCUAAAUACGACAACGAUCAGACUUUUUCCGGAAGUAAACCAUGCCAGAAGCCGCCAUUUAAAACCCCCACACACAUCGCUCAGAAUGAAGAGCCGUGGAGCCGCUUAAACGACAGCCAGACUUUAUCCAGCAUGAGGAGAAGUGUCCUGUACCAUAAAGAGGCCCAAAAAGACAGCCUGGACUUCCAUCUCAGCGCUUUCUACAAUAACCAUGUGGAUUUCCUUCUGAACAAGAACGAAACUUUGUUCCAGAAGGAGUCGCUGUUGAGAGACAAUAGGGGUAACGAUGACGAUGCUCAAAAAUGUAACGAUUAUAAUAUGAAAAUAAGAGUGUGGAUAAACCCCCAGAGGUAUUCCGUCCAUAGCAUCGAAGGGGCGAUAGAGUCUCACCAUAACGCGUCUACAAACAGAGGCUACUCCAGGAAGCAUGAUGGCGGAUUUUUCUCAAUUUAACACCAAAGUACCACUUUUUUCACUUGCAAGCUCCAAAGAAAUGACAUGACUUUUUCGGUAGUCGUUUAUUUCGAACUGAAAGCCACACACACACACACACACACACACACACUCUAGCUAACUAAAGGAACACUUAAACACACCUAGUGAGAGUUAUGGUGAAGAUCAGAAUCGCCUCUAUACUCAUAGACCAGUCGGGAAAGAUUGGAGGAAAUCCUCCAGACUCCCACCAGCGCUAGUAUAUCUGAUCAAUUCAUCAUUUCUAACCACAAUCUCCAUUGCGGUGCCCUGAAGCUGCUAUCCGGCUAUAAAGCCGCGACGCUCAUCGCCAUAGCGGCUAAAGCGAGUCUCUUCUCAUCACCUCUGAAUCCGAGCAGGGCAGCAACACGGAUCAGAUCAAAUAAGAUCAUGGUGUAGGUUUUUAAAUAGAGUCCUAAUUAAACACACAAAGACGCGCGCACACACAACUACAUUCACACAACACAAACACUCAAGCACAACACACUCACUCAGCAACACUCACGCAUUGGAGGUCGCUUCCGGGUCAGGGGUCUUUUAUAGCGCUCGGUUGCACUAGUAAAACAAAAAGUGAACAGCGCCUCCGUGCGGCCGGUGUGUGGUAUAAACAACGAUAU